Molecule: messenger RNA, 922 nt
Organism: Vigna radiata var. radiata (mung bean)
Lineage: Eukaryota; Viridiplantae; Streptophyta; Magnoliopsida; Fabales; Fabaceae
Product: stress-response A/B barrel domain-containing protein UP3
Exons: 1
Coding region: 112-852 (246 amino acids)
Source: RefSeq, a predicted model, not a curated record
GAAAGUAUCUUAUCCAAUGAAAAAGACACGGUUAUCAUUAUUAAUGCCUUCCGAUCUGACUGAAAAACAAACAAACACUUCCAUUUUUGUUUUCUCUAACUUUAAUGCACGAUGAUGCUGAGUCUGCAAACUCGUUUACCGUCGUUUUCCCUCGUUUUCUCUCCGUUCAAACCCUAUUCUCCACCCUUCAAAUCCAAACCCCGUUUCUCGACGAUCAGAAUGUCCUCAGGCCAAAGUGUCGUGGAGCACAUUGUCCUCGUCAAGGUCAAAGGUGGAACGGAGCCUAGCAAGGUCAGCGCCAUGGUCAACGCCAUGAACUCGUUAGCCUCCAUCGACGGGGUCCUGAACCUCACCGCGGGCCCACUUCUCCGUAACGGACCCACCACCGCUUUCACCCAUAUGCUCCACAGCCGCUACCACUCCAAGGAUCACCUUCAAGCCUACAACGUGCACCCGACCCACAUCGCCGCCGUCACCGGCUUCAUUUUUCCAGUCUGCGAGGACAUCAUGGUCGUCGACUGGGUCGGCGCAAAAACGAUCCUUAAUCCGUCGGCGACGGGAUCGGGCCUCCGCGUGAGGUUUUUGAAGCUGAAGGGGGGCGGUGGCGACGACCACGACGAAAUUAAGGUUAAAGAUGAGGUUUUGAGUGUGGUAGGAGGAAUGAAGGAGGGUGUUGGAGAAUUGUCUUACGGCGAGAAUUUCUCGCCGGAGAGAGCGAAGGGGUUCUCGAUCGCUUCGCUGUCUAUUUUCCCAGGACGGAAGGAACUGGAGAGUGUGAACUUGGAGGAAGGGUUGGAGAAGGUUGUGGAACAUGUGGAGGACACCAUUGUUGUUGACUAUGUGGUGCCUUAGACUUUGACUCUGUUUUUGUUUCCACUUUUGUUACUGUUUUACACUUCAAAGUUUUUAAUUUUUUUAAUAU